UGUGACAUUUCCGGUCUUUUAACGUCUCGGCAAAGUGUCGUUUGCCUCUCUCCUAUCGCGAUAAGUGUCAUGGCUUUUUUUGGAGCUACGUACCAGAAAAGCUAAACUCUGCAAGCUUUGAGAUAAGCUUCACACGAGAGACAUGAACGUACCUCUUACAAAAGGGGCGGUUGAAGCCCUGUGCAAAGGCUUAGAUGUGGACAAGCCCGUGCUGCAGCUGCUGAACAUCCGUCAGAUCAGUAAUGCCUCAAGCCCACCCAGGUUCCGACUUAUGAUGAGUGAUGGCCAGCACUCUCUGACUUCUUGCCUGCUUGCUACCCAGUUAAACUAUUUAUCUGAAGAGAACCUCCUGGUACCAAACUGUGUGUGUUUGUUGAAAAAGACCACCAACAACACUUUGGCUGAUGGCAGGCGUGUGGUUGUUGUUAUGGACAUGGAUAUAUUAAAGUCAGCAAAGGAAACUGGGGGGAAGAUUGGAAAUCCCACUCCUUAUAAUACAGAUGGUAAGACUUCAUCUCCACAGAAGGUGUCAUCAAGUACCUAUGUUCCAGAGUCCCCUCCGUCUGCUGCCGUGCCUGGACCCUCCUAUAGGAACUACAGCUCUCCCAGAGGCAGAGGAGGAAGUUUUACGGGAAAAACACCCAUGAAAGCUUCUCCCAUGAAGGCCUCAGCUAUUAAAGCAUCACCCAGUAAGGGCUUAACUAUGAAGGUUUCACCCAUGAAAGCUUCGCCCAUGAAGGCCAACAGCGCUUCUCCAGGUUCUUCAGCAAAAGUGAAUCCUAUUGCAAGCCUCAACCCCUACCAAAGCAAGUGGACUAUCAGAGCCAGAGUCACCAACAAGUCGAGCAUUCGCACGUGGAGUAACUCCAAAGGAGAGGGCAAGCUCUUCUCCUUUGAAAUAGUGGAUGAGAGUGGUGAAAUCAGGAUCACUGCUUUCAACAAGGAAGUGGACAAGUUUUUCUCUCUAGUGGAGCAAGGCAAGGUGUACUACAUCUCCAAAGCUACACUCAAGCCGGCCAACAAACAGUACACCACGCUGAAGAACGACUACGAGAUGACCCUCCACGCUCACUCAUCCAUCGUGCCAUGUGAUGACAAUCAGAGCAUCCCCACAGUGCACUGUGACUUUGUGCCCAUCGCAGAGCUGGAAAAUCGAGACAAAGAUGCUAUCAUUGAUGUGAUUGGAAUAUGUAAGAGUGCUGAGGAUGUAUCCCGUAUCACCACUAAGAACAGCAGAGAAGUCUCCAAGAGGGCUCUCAGCAUAAUCGACGAAACAGGCAAAGUCGUGACAGUCACACUGUGGGGCGAAGAGGCAGAAAAUUUUGAUGGCUCUACACAGCCAGUGGUUGCCAUCAAAGGAGCUCGAUUGUCUGAUUUUGGGGGAAGAUCUCUCUCUGCAUUGUUCAGUUCAACAGUCAUGGUCAACCCAGAUAUACCACAGGCCUUUAGACUGAGAGCCUGGUAUGACCGGGAAGGCUUUGCAGUCAACAGCCAGUCGCUGACAGAGACCAGGUCAGCAGGCACAGGAUUAAACAUGAACUGGAAAACACUGAGCGACAUUAAGAAUGAAGACAUGGGCCAUGGAGAGAAGGCACAGUAUUUCAGCUGCGUGGCGACAGUGCUGUACAUUCGUAAGGAGAAUUGUCUGUACCAAGCUUGUCCAUCUGCAGACUGCAACAAGAAGGUCAUCGACCAGCAGAACGGGCUGUACCGCUGCGAAAAGUGUAACAAAGAGUUCCCCAACUUUAAAUACAGGCUCUUACUUUCUGCCAACUUAGCUGACUUCGGGGAUAACCAGUGGGUGACGUGCUUCCAGGAGACAGCUGAGGCCCUUUUGGGUCACAGUGCAGAAACUCUCGGACAUCUCAGAGACACAGAUGAAGCUGCCUUCGAUGAAGUCUUCCAGAAAGCCAACUUCACAACUCACAUCUUUAAAAACAGAGUCAAGCUAGAGACCUACAACGAUGAGAGUCGAGUGAAGGUAACUGUAAUGGAAGUCCAGCCGGUCGACCACAGAGAAUACAGCCGGAGACUCCUGCAAAACAUCUACAAAUUGGCUAGAUGAACUCAGUCCCACCCAUUCAAAUGUCUGUCUGGUCAUUAAACGCAUCUUUCGCCAUUCUG
This is a messenger RNA of Pundamilia nyererei, 2124 nucleotides long. RefSeq names its product replication protein A 70 kDa DNA-binding subunit-like. Gene Ontology annotation, cellular component: nucleus. The record is from RefSeq and is a predicted model, not a curated record. Gene Ontology annotation, molecular function: DNA binding. Gene Ontology annotation, biological process: DNA recombination; DNA repair; DNA replication. The transcript has 17 exons. Bases 143 to 2065 code for a protein of 640 amino acids. NCBI's taxonomy places the organism in Eukaryota, Metazoa, Chordata, Actinopteri, Cichliformes, Cichlidae.